Messenger RNA from Phragmites australis (common reed), 860 nucleotides. RefSeq names its product protein S40-5-like. The transcript has a single exon. The record is from RefSeq and is a predicted model, not a curated record. The coding region runs from base 129 to 629 and encodes 166 amino acids. NCBI's taxonomy places the organism in Eukaryota, Viridiplantae, Streptophyta, Magnoliopsida, Poales, Poaceae.
CCCCGCCCCCCCCUGACCCGCUCUCGCACCGCAGGAGCCAGCUCUCGUGCGCGCUCGUCAUCCUCUCCUCUUCGCACGAGUGCGCGACGCUAACCAAUCUGACGCCGACGCGCGCGCCGUCGUCACUGAUGGCCAAGGCGCGCAGGCUGCCGCUCGCCGCAGCGGGCGAGAGGUUCCUCGGCUUCCCCCGCGGCGCCGCCGUCGCGCCCGCCCCCGCCGGCGACGACGACCUGCCCGACCUGGCAGAGGCCGACGUCUGGUACUCGGCGGCGGAGGGGCCCGGCACCGGCGCAGCCUGGGAGGCGGAGGGGAGGGCAACGGUGGGCGGGCGGGCGCCGCGGCGCGGGGUGCAGGGCGGGCUGAGCCGGGCGUUCGGGGACGGGCGGCAGGUGGCGGCGUCGGCGCCGGUCGAGGUCCCCGCCUGGCCGAGCCGCUUCGCGGAGCCGGAGUCGUUCGUGGAGGAGGAGGAGGAGAAGGACGUUGGUGGUGGGUGGGUGCCCCCGCACGUGUACCUGGCUCGGCGGCAGGCGCGGGCGUCGGUGGUGGAGGGCGCCGGCCGGACGCUCAAGGGCCGGGACAUGUCCCGGGUGCGCGACGCCGUCUGGAGCCGGACCGGCUUCGACGGAUGAUCAAAUUUUGCUUGCUUGUUUUGGCCUCGACGAACCAAUGAGGAGGAGCUUGUGAGGAGCUUGCUGCUAGACUAGAGGGACAAAUGUGUGGUGUGCUGAUUGGGCAGCUGGGCGGCUCCAACUAAAUUUGGUUGGAGCCUGAUUCUUCUUUUGGCACUUUGUUAUGGCCUAAAAGAAUAUAUUGUAUGUCUAUACUACGCAUAUACUUGCUGUACCUACAGCAUGUGCACA